AAAAGGGUUUGAAGAGAUUUCAUUUGUCUUGUUGCAUUAGCUACUUCUCACUUUGAUCUAUCAAACAAAUGUCUCGCCGGAGUCGUCAAAAGAAUAAAAAGAACAAAACAAUGGCUCCAACAAUGGUAUACGACGAUGUUUGCGAGGAAGAGGACAUGAGCAUCAUCACCUCUUCCGAGAAUAGCCAUUUCAUCUUCACAAUUGAUACAAGAUUGUUGAUUGACCCUCGUCUAGUUUUUAUCCACAAAUUAAUUGGCGAAGGCAAUUGCUCCAGGGUAUAUGCAGGAAUGUUCGAGUCCAAACCGGUUGCUGUGAAGGUCAUCCAACCAAUGAGAACAUCAGAUGUUCUCUUCGAACACAAAGAGAGAUUCGAAAGAGAAGUCACCAUACAGUCAAAGACCAAUCAUCCAAACAUUGUCCAGCUAGUUGGAGCAUCUGUGGAUCCCGCCAUGUUCUUAAUCACGGAGCUCAUGUCCGGUGGAACCCUACAGAAAUACCUGUUGAGUGUCCGCCCCAGCCGUUUGGAUUUGGAACUCUCUCUUAGCUUUGCUCUGGACAUUUCACGUGCAAUGGAGUAUUUGCAUGAUAUCGGCAUCAUCCAUCGCGACCUCAAACCCGGCAAUUUACUGCUCACGGAAGACCACAAGAGUGUGAAAGUGGGUGAUUUUGGACUUGCAAAGGAGUUGAUGACAAAUGAAAUGACGUGCGAAGCUGGAACCUACAGAUGGAUGGCGCCUGAGGUGUUCAGUCGAGAAUCACUCCAAAUUGGAACCAAAAAGCAUUACGACCACAAGGUGGAUGUCUACAGCUUUGCAAUCAUCUUGUGGGAAUUACUCACCAAUGAAUCUCCAUACAAAGGAAGAAACAUGCUCGCUAUAGCCUAUGCCGCCAUAGCCAAAAAAGAGAGACCUAGCUUGGAGAACCUUCCAAACGACGUCGUCCCACUCCUACAAUCUUGUUGGUCCGAGGACCCAAGCUGUCGACCAGAGUUCACAGAGAUCACACGUCACCUAGAAGAUGUGUUGGAGAGAAUCAAGGGUUCUGAAAACUCGUCGUCUUUCAACGAUUCAACGAUGGCAACUAUUGACAACCAUAGUAAAAGUAAUAGUGAUGAGACAAAGGAUCAUGAACAACUAAUUGUGAAUGGUAAAGGUGGUCAUGUGAAAAAGAGUAAACAUGGAACACCGUUCUUUAUUUGCUUCAACGAUUGCUUGUGUGAAUAG
Linum tenue is the source of this 1223-nucleotide messenger RNA. NCBI's taxonomy places the organism in Eukaryota, Viridiplantae, Streptophyta, Magnoliopsida, Malpighiales, Linaceae. The record is from the annotation of a GenBank genome assembly.